This is a messenger RNA of Prunus avium (sweet cherry), 1845 nucleotides long. NCBI's taxonomy places the organism in Eukaryota, Viridiplantae, Streptophyta, Magnoliopsida, Rosales, Rosaceae. The record is from RefSeq and is a predicted model, not a curated record.
AUGGUCAUACUGACAUCCACUAAUUUUAAGUCCAAGAGAAAAGCAACAUCUAGAACAGUUAGCUUGAAGAAAACUGAUUUGAGCAAAGCCAACAAGUCUCAUGGGCUGACAAAAGUGAUUUCUGAAGAAUCUAUAAGCAGCAAGAAAAGGAAAGCAGGAGAGCUAAAUUUGUGGACACGUGAUUCAUUGAAGACUACACAGGGAAAACCCGAUAGUUUCAUUGAGAAGUUCAAUCCAACAAUUCCUUUAACCAAGCCAGAAGAUUGGUUUUCUCCCCGGUCCCCAAGGGAGCUUGAUGCAGCUGCAAUCAAGCUGCAGAAAGUUUACAAGAGUUACCAAACUAGACGAAACAUUGCAGAUUGCUCUGUGGUUGCUGAGGACCUAUGGUGGCAGGCAUUAGACUUUGCUGCUCUUAGGCGAAGCUCUGUGUCCUUCUUUGGCUCUGGUAAAUCAGAAACUGCAGUUUCAAGAUGGGCAAGGGCUAGAACAAGGGCUGCCAAGGUUGGGAAGGGUUUGUCCACGGAUGAGAAGGCUCCGAAAUUAGCUCUAAGAUAUUGGCUUGAGGCUAUUGAUCCGCCCCAUCGUUAUGGACAAAAUCUGCACUUGUAUUAUGAUGUUUGGUUUAGUAGUGGGAGCUUUCAACCUUUCUUCUACUGGUUGGAUGUUGGAGAUGGCAAAGAAGUAAAUCUUGACAAGUGCCCAAGAACUGAUCUGCAGGGUCAAUGCAUCAAGUACCUUGGACCAAAAGAGAGGGAAGCUUAUGAAGUGAUUGUGGAAAGUGGGAAGCUUGUGUACAGACAAAGUAGGAAACUUGUGAAUACUGCUGAGGGUUGUAAAUGGAUCUUUGUCCUCAGCACAUCAAGGAAAAUGUAUGUUGGGGAGAAGAAGAAAGGCCUUUUCCAGCACUCUACUUUUCUAGCUGGAGGUGCCACAAUUGCAGCAGGGAGAAUUGUUGCCUUUAAUGGGGUUCUGGAGGCAGUAUGGUCCUACAGCGGUCACUACCGCCCGACGGAAGAGAAUUUUAUGGAGUUCAUUAGCUUCUUAGAGGAGCAUCAGGUGGACUUAACAGAUGUUAAAAAAUAUCCUAUAGAUGAUGAUGUUCCACCUUCUUAUGCUCCCAAGAAAGAGAUGAAGUCAGAUAUCACGUCUGCUAAUGUUGAUGUUGUUUGUAUUGAUCCGCCCCAUCGUUAUGGACAAAAUCUGCACUUGUAUUAUGAUGUUUGGUUUAGUAGUGGGAGCUUUCAACCUUUCUUCUACUGGUUGGAUGUUGGAGAUGGCAAAGAAGUAAAUCUUGACAAGUGCCCAAGAACUGAUCUGCAGGGUCAAUGCAUCAAGUACCUUGGACCAAAAGAGAGGGAAGCUUAUGAAGUGAUUGUGGAAAGUGGGAAGCUUGUGUACAGACAAAGUAGGAAACUUGUGAAUACUGCUGAGGGUUGUAAAUGGAUCUUUGUCCUCAGCACAUCAAGGAAAAUGUAUGUUGGGGAGAAGAAGAAAGGCCUUUUCCAGCACUCUACUUUUCUAGCUGGAGGUGCCACAAUUGCAGCAGGGAGAAUUGUUGCCUUUAAUGGGGUUCUGGAGGCAGUAUGGUCCUACAGCGGUCACUACCGCCCGACGGAAGAGAAUUUUAUGGAGUUCAUUAGCUUCUUAGAGGAGCAUCAGGUGGACUUAACAGAUGUUAAAAAAUAUCCUAUAGAUGAUGAUGUUCCACCUUCUUAUGCUCCCAAGAAAGAGAUGAAGUCAGAUAUCACGUCUGCUAAUGUUGAUGUUGUUUGUUAUCCUUACCAAAGAUUGAGGGCUCGUUUGAGAGUGCUUAUAGAAGGGCUAAAAGCGCUUUCUGACAACUGA